AUGUUCAUUUUGAUGGGAGUCUUCUUCUUCAACAUUCCACUUCUCAUGACAAAUUACAUUGAUCCCAUGUGCUUUUGGAGAAUAAACCUGAAUGAAAUCAAGGAUACAGCUUUGAAAUAUACUUGUUCCUUCAUCCUUGGAGCAGUUCAGAAGCCUAUGGAGAAAGAUUAUUUCAACCAGACUCUGAAUGUCCUAAAAACAACUAAAAACCACAAAUAUGCUUUGGCAUUGGCGUUUGCAAUGGAUGAAAUCAACAGGAAUCCUGAUCUCUUACCAAAUAUGUCUUUGAUUAUAAAAUAUAAUUUUGGCCAUUGUGAUGGGACAACUAUGACAAGUACACCCUAUUAUUAUCAUCAGAAGGUCUAUAAGCCUGUUCCUAAUUAUUUCUGUAAUGAAGAUACUAUGUGUUCCUUUAUGCUUACAGGACCCAAUUUGAAAGAAUCAUGGGAAUUGGGGCUUAUCAUGGAUAUCUUCUUUUCUCCACAUUUCCUUCAUCUUACCUAUGGACCUUUCCAUUCCAUGUUCAGUGAUGAUGAACAAUAUCCCUAUCUCUAUCAGAUGGCCCCAAGGGACACAUCUCUAGCAUUGGCAAUUGUUUCCUUCAUACUUUUCUUCCACUGGAAAUGGGUUGGCCUUGUCAUCCCUGUUGAUGAGCAAGGCAAACAAUUUCUCUCGGAGUUGGAAAAAGAGAGUGAAAACAAGGAAAUUUGCUUUGCUUUUGUGAACAUGGUACCAGUCGAUGAGAUUUCAUUCUAUCAAAAAACUGAAAUGAAGUAUAAACAAAUUGUAAUGUCAUCCACAAAUGUUAUUAUCAUUUAUGGGGAAACACACAGUAAUAUUGAAUUGAGCUUCAGAAUGUGGGAAUCUACAGUUAUAAAGAGAAUAUGGAUCACCACAGUACAAAUGAAUUUCCCUACCAGUAAGAAAGACUUAACUCAUGGCACAUUCUAUGGGACUUUUACUUUUCUACACCACCAUCGUGAGAUACCUGGCUUUAAAAAGUUUGUGCAAUCAUUGUGCCAUCUCAAAAGAACUGAUUUAUAUCUAGCAAUUCCAGAGUGGAAGUACUUUAACUGUGAAGCUUUAACAUGUAAUUGUAAAUUACUGAUGAAUUAUUCAUCUAAUUCAUCAUUGCAAUGGCUAAUGGAACAGAAAUUUGACAUAACUUUUAGUGAUGGUAGUCAAAACAUAUAUAAUGCUGUGUAUGCCAUGGCCCAUGCACUCCAUGAGACAAAUCUGCAACAGGUUGAUAAUCAGGCAAUAGACAAUGGGAAAGGAGCAAUUUCUCACUGCUUGUUGAUAAACUCUUUUCUGAGAAAGACCCACUUCACUAAUCCUCUUGGGGACAAAGUGAUUAUGAAACAUAGAGUAAUACUGCAGGAAGAUUAUGACAUUUUUCACUUUGGGAAUAUCUCACAACACCUUGGGAUUAAGGUGAAAUUAGGAAAGUUCAUCCCAUAUUUUCCACAUGGACAACACUUUCACUUAUAUGGAGACAUGAUUGAACUGGCCACAGGAAGUAGAAAGAUGCCAUCUUCUCUGUGUAGUACAGAUUGUAGUCCUGGAUUCAGAAGAUUCUGGAAGGAGGGAAUGGCAGCCUGCUGCUUUGUUUGCAGCCCUUGCCAUGAAAAUGAAAUUUCUAAUGAGACAACUGUGGCACUUUGUGUCUUUGUGAAGCACCAUGAUACUCCUAUUGUAAAAGCCAAUAACAGAAUCCUCAGCUACGUGUUGCUCAUGUCACUCAUGAUCUGUUUUCUGUGCUCCUUUUUCUUCAUUGGCCAUCCUAACAGAGUCACCUGUGUCUUACAGCAAAUCACAUUUGGAACUAUAUUCACUAAUCUGCACUCGGUGUGA
Molecule: messenger RNA, 1854 nt
Organism: Mus pahari (shrew mouse)
Lineage: Eukaryota; Metazoa; Chordata; Mammalia; Rodentia; Muridae
Product: vomeronasal type-2 receptor 116-like
Exons: 7
Coding region: 1-1854 (617 amino acids)
Biological process (GO): G protein-coupled receptor signaling pathway
Cellular component (GO): membrane
Molecular function (GO): G protein-coupled receptor activity
Source: RefSeq, a predicted model, not a curated record